ACACGUAUAAGACAGCUGCUUGACAGGAUGACAGUUGUUCAUCGAGAACUACCUAGCUAUGUGGUCCGUGCUUGAGCCCCGAUUCUGACGCAAAGUUUCGAGUUUCCCAACUAGCGAAAACAACUUCAACGCGUUCAAGCCAUCGCGCCCGCUCUUUCACCUCGGUCCUAAUACUCAUCCUCACUACAUCUACGGGAGAAUCAUACCCAAAUCGCUCGUGCACCCGUACAUAAUGUCGCAGAACGCCGAUGUCCUCGUACCCCCUUCUCCUCUACCUAUGAAUCCAGAUACAUUGGGCUCGUCAUCGCUAUGGGAUCGGUUAUCAAACUGGGCCUCUGAGCAUAAGGCUGUGGUCUAUACAAUUGCAGGUAUCACGGUGGUAGUUACUGUCGGUGGUGCCGUCUACUACUUUUCGGACUCAGGCAAGCCAUCAACGGGACCAGAAAGCACAACUUCGGGCAAGAGGAAGACCAAGAAAGAUCGUAAGAAGACGAAAAAGGGAGUCGCAGAUGGCGAGGCAGCAUCUGAAAAGUCGACUGAAGCUCCUCCAAAGUCUACCGUAUCUGUCGAAGCUGAGGAUGAGCUUCCUCAAGUCGACGAGGCCAUCGCAGCCACUCUAUCAGAACAGGAGAAGAAAGAUUACGCCGCCAAGCUCAAGGCCGCAGGUAACAAAGCUUAUGGUAACAAAGAAUACAACAAGGCGAUAGAGUUGUACAGCAAGGCCAUUCUCUGCAAACAAGACCCCGUAUACUACUCCAAUCGCGCAGCUUGCUGGAAUGCCAUGUCCGACUGGGAAAAAGUAAUUGAAGACACCACAGCAGCUAUAAAUUUGGACAAUGAAUACGUCAAAGCCUUGAAUCGACGCGCGAACGCAUACGAACAGGUGAAUCGUCUCAGCGAUGCUCUCCUUGAUUAUACGGCCAGCUGUAUAAUCGAUUCCUUUGGUAACCAGAACUCAACACUGAGUGUUGAACGUCUUUUGAAGAAGGUGGCGGAGGAGAAGGGCAAAUUGAUCUUACAAAGUAAAGAACGGAAAUUACCAAGCCCGCAUUUCAUAGGAAACUACCUGCAAAGUUUCCGGCCGAAGCCAGCCCCAGAAGGUCUGGGUGAAGAUGUUGAGCUCGAUGAGAACACAGGCAAAGGUCAACUGCAGAAGGGUCUCCAGGCCAUGAGUAAGAAGACGGCGGAUGGCUACGCUGAGGCUUUCGACGCUUUCCAGAAAGCAGUGGACUUAGGGGAUCUCGACCAUCAUGAGGGUCUAGCCUACAACCUGCUUGGCACUUUCCAUUAUCUCGCUGGAGACAACAAAGAGGCCUUGACUGAAUUGAGUAAGAGCAUUGAGCUGGACCCAACAUUGACUCAAAGCUAUGUUAAGCGGGCAAGCAUGCACCUUGAGAAUGGCGAACGUAAUAGAGCCACAGAGGACUUUGUUCAGGCCAUGAACCAGAAUGGUGAGGAUCCUGAUAUAUUCUAUCACCGCGCUCAGCUCCAUUUCAUCACAAACGAGUUUUCCGAGGCCGCAAAAGACUACCAAAGGUCGAUUGACCUGGACAAGGAUUUCAUAUUCUCCCACAUCCAGCUAGGUGUUACACAGUACAAGAUGGGCUCGAUCGCGUCAUCGAUGGCCACAUUCCGUCGCUGUAUGAAGAACUUUGAUAAAGUCCCUGAUGUUUAUAACUACUACGGAGAGCUUCUACUCGACCAGCAAAAGUUCCAAGAAGCUAUUGAGAAGUUCGACACAGCUGUAGAAAUGGAAAAGGCGACUAAGCCCUUGGGCAUGAACGUUCUACCGUUGAUCAACAAAGCUCUGGCUUUGUUCCAAUGGAAACAGGAUUUUACGGAAGCAGAGAAGUUGUGCCAGAAGGCUCUAAUCAUUGAUCCUGAGUGUGAUAUCGCUGUCGCUACAAUGGCACAGCUACUACUCCAGCAAGGCAAAGUCACAGAAGCGCUGAAAUACUUUGAGCGCGCAGCUGAGCUUUCGAGAACUGAAGGAGAGAUUGUCAAUGCUCUAUCAUAUGCCGAAGCAACCAGGACACAACUCGAAGUCCAAGAAAAGUACCCCCGCCUCGCCGCCCGGUUGCAAAGCAUGGGCGGGGGCAUGCCGGUCAUGAGGUAAAACACGACAGAGCGACUAUAGACGACUUCAAGCUUCUCUACUUCUACUUCAACUACCCCCUGUAAUUAUUCUCAUUCAUUUCCUCUAUCAGUGCUGCAUUUUUGCCCUCCCCUCAACGGUCUUCCGCACUUCGCGCAAUAUCUAAAGAGGAACACUGUAGGUGACCGCUGAGACAAGACCCGGUACCUAAUCUUUGGUUUGCGGUUCUCUGUAUAAUAUUGAACACGUUGACUCGAGGUCGCCCUGAGUUAUAUAUGGGUGAAAAUGGUGUCCGUGUAUUGGAAACAUCGGCUGCGCCAUAUAGCAAUGAUGGAGAAUACUAUGUCAAUGACCUCGGAAGGUUUUAUGCAUGAAUCUCGUAUAUACCUUGUAGACCCUAAUACGAAGAGCAUCUCAGCAAAUACA
Pseudovirgaria hyperparasitica is the source of this 2521-nucleotide messenger RNA. RefSeq names its product mitochondrial precursor protein. The coding region runs from base 233 to 2116 and encodes 627 amino acids. Gene Ontology annotation, biological process: intracellular protein transport. Gene Ontology annotation, cellular component: mitochondrial outer membrane. The transcript has 5 exons. The record is from RefSeq and is a predicted model, not a curated record. Lineage: Eukaryota; Fungi; Ascomycota; Dothideomycetes; Acrospermales; Acrospermaceae. Gene Ontology annotation, molecular function: protein binding; protein-transporting ATPase activity.